AUGGCACCUCCUUUAAGACCGAGUGACUUCGAUGCUCGAUUCCUCCGUCGCCUGGUAGGGACUAAGGUCACUACCAUUUACGCCAUCGACCCUCCACAAGAGCCAUCGGCCGUUUCUCCCUCCGCAGGUCUCCCCCCUCCGGCCUCGUUUACUCCGGCCUCGCAUACUACGGCCUCACACGCUACUGCCCGUCCUACUACGGCAUCAUCCGCUACAGCACCUAGCCUUUCCUUCCCUGGCUCUCCGCCCCCGGGGAUCUGCCGCUCGUGGAUCAUCGCGGAAAAGCUCUCUGAGAGAGCAGUCUACCUCACAAAGGAAGAAUUCGAAAUGGGCGUUGGGACUCCUAUGACAGUUGGUAAAUUCCUGUGCCACCUAGAGGAGGGUCCGGCGCAUAUAGCGUUCAUGCGAAUCUAUUAUCAGAUUCCUAUCACUGGGACUGAGGACGCUGAUCUGGCUACACUAGUCCAGCAAAUCCGUCCUCCUGAGGUGUGUGGUGAACGAGAAGCGUUUAGGCUAUUGAUGAGUCAAAAAUGUAGCGCUGUUCCACGUUUCCUUGGUUACGACGAAAGUACGCAAGGGGAACAUGAUCUUGUUCCUGGUGGCUAUAUCAAGUAUCUUGUAUGGGAGAAGGUCCCUGGGGAGUCCCUUACAGAGGAAUUCUUCUGGAGCUUAGAUCUCCCUACACGUGAUGAUAUCCGUGCUAAGUUUCGUGUUGCCUUUGAAGAGAUACUACGUUGCGGUGUAGUACCACAGAUAUCAAGGAUCUCCAAAAUCAUCUAUGAUCAGUCUACGGGCAAUGUUCGCAUCUCGGGGUUUCGAGGGGGAUGGCCAAUCCAUGAUAAACUUCAAUGGUCAGAUACCCGGUAUGUUGCGUACAGACUGGCUAAGCAACCAGAAGAGGAGUGGGACUGGCGUCGUCACCCGGAGAACUGGGAGUUAUGA
This is a messenger RNA of Penicillium subrubescens, 942 nucleotides long. RefSeq lists its product as uncharacterized. Lineage: Eukaryota; Fungi; Ascomycota; Eurotiomycetes; Eurotiales; Aspergillaceae. Bases 1 to 942 code for a protein of 313 amino acids. The record is from RefSeq and is a predicted model, not a curated record. The transcript has 4 exons.